AAAAGAUCGUCAUUCCCUGUAUAAGUAGCCAUUCAGUCUAAUAUAGAACAUAGAACAUAGCCCACCAAUGACUAUUCGAAUCCUUACCCUCUGUGGAUUCACCCAAAACUCCCACAUCUACUCCAAACAAAUUGGCGCUGUGCGCAAAGCUGUCAAGAAUGCCGAAUUCGUCUUCGUCGAUCCCCCCAUCGUCGUACAGAAAGCUGAUCUCCCAUGGAUCACCCCGGCCAAUCUUGAUCAAUUUGGCUCCAGUGCCAGCAUGGAUGCCGAGACCCAGACAGCUGAGACGACGCCUAGAGCAUGGUGGCUGAACUCUGACGAAUGGAAGACUUUCAGACGGUUUGAUGAAACUGUUGCUUAUCUUCACGAUUAUAUCGUGAAGAAUGGGCCUUUCGAUGGUGUCAUGGGUUUCUCGCAGGGCGCAGGUAUGGCGGCUCUUUUGGCCGCCAUGGUGGAGAAGCCUGGUAUUCAUCCCAAUUUUCCGGCUGAGCCUCCUAUUCCUAAGUUCAAGUUUGCUAUCUUCGUUGGCGGUUUCCUUCCGGGAUAUCGGCCCAAGAUCGAAUCCCACGACUUCACCAACUACUUCCCCUUACCGUCUAGUCUCGUUACCCUCCAUAUCUCCGGCAGAAACGAUACCCUCAUCACACCCGAAAGAAGUGAGAUAUUAAUGAAGCACUGUGAAAAUGCGAGAUUUGAACUUCACGAUGGUGGUCACUACACACCUUCCAAAGCGUCAUGGAGGCAUUUCUUGAACGCCUACAUUAAUUCUUUCGCUCCAGGUGGUAGCAACGGCGACCUGCCAUCCGUCGACUCUUACGGUCCGAACGGGCCUAAUGCUCCACCUACAGGCAAGGGUGGCAAGUCUGGAACCAACACCCCCAAAUCCAAGAGCGGAGCAAAUACGCCAAAGGUUGACCCCGAGACUGAAGAACCUCAGACCGAGUCCAAGUCGGUCGCGGCACUAUCAUCAUGAUUUAAUUUGAGGACCUCGAGUUACUACUCGGCUGUCCAUAUUUUUGUGUCUCCCAAUCUUUUGAUUGCCCUUAAAAACUGUGCUAGCGAAAGAACGAAGCGGACGAUCAGCCAGCAAUGUGGAUCAUAUCAGAUAUGUGGCAAGUGAUUAAUUCCUUAAUCCCAACUUCUUGUAAUCAACGAAGGGAGGCAGAAGCAUGCGUAUCGCUGCGCCCCAAGUAAGAUUUAUUGUCAUCUGCUUGAUCUCAGCAGCGGCAUAGUCAGUGAUCAAGUUUGGCUCCAGGAGGCAGACGCUACCCAUCAACCUUGUAAUUUCGGUCAUUCAACCCCCCACAGCUCCUUUCAUCUUCACCAGUUCGUGCUUUCUGGUCUGGCCAAGGUUCACAAGCUAUUUUGUUUCUGUCCGUCAACAAAAUGACUAAUCACGCUCUAGGAUCAAUUGUCGGGGUGCGUCGGUACCGGAAAAAUUGCUAGAUGGGGAAGAUUGUACCUUUGGGAAGUUGAAAUUGUAAAUAGAGCGAGGGCAAGGGUCAAAACUUCAUCUCGUCACUUAUGGGAAGUUGAAAGGGCUUCUACCAACACUAUUCUGUACUUACGUAAAUCCCAAAAUUUUCAGCUCUUCCAUUUAUUCUCAUCUACUUCAAAGUCUUACUCGCAACGAUGCCGGUGAUUCGAUCUCCGCAGCUGGGUUGCCGUCGGUGGCACCACCAAUGCUUUUUGAUUCCUUAGACGUAAGAGUCUGGCCGGACAUUAAUAACUACUGCGGCCUUGCUUAGAAUAUCCCGAGUCCGAGGAUUCAGGAUCAUAGUCAAUUUCUCGAAGCAACUUGAAGUGUAUGGUAUGAUGGUAAAGGCAAAAUCGGUUUUGUACCUAUUUGAUAAGCCGCAAGAAGAAUAAGGGAUCAAAAAUCAAACAAAAGGGAACUUCCAUCUUAUCUAGUUUCAUCUUCCGCCUGUGUUGCUUUCUUUGACGUCUCAUUACGAGACGCUCUUCUUCCAUCAGUGCCUGCAGGCUGAUAAGGCACUAUUAUUGUACAGCUUUGUCCCUCGCCAUUUCUUGUACUUUCUGGGGUAAAUCGCCCAUGUGAUCAUCUCUCAGCACUUGCUU
This is a messenger RNA of Cryptococcus deneoformans JEC21, 2079 nucleotides long. RefSeq lists its product as hypothetical. The transcript is spliced from 11 exons. The record is from RefSeq and is a predicted model, not a curated record. Gene Ontology annotation, cellular component: nucleus; cytoplasm. Bases 68 to 973 code for a protein of 301 amino acids. NCBI's taxonomy places the organism in Eukaryota, Fungi, Basidiomycota, Tremellomycetes, Tremellales, Cryptococcaceae.